Molecule: messenger RNA, 2822 nt
Organism: Erythranthe guttata (spotted monkey flower)
Lineage: Eukaryota; Viridiplantae; Streptophyta; Magnoliopsida; Lamiales; Phrymaceae
Product: protein-tyrosine-phosphatase MKP1
Biological process (GO): protein dephosphorylation
Source: RefSeq, a predicted model, not a curated record
CUUUCUCUCUCUAAAACCAGGACACUUUCGUUGAACGGAUCUCUUCUCCCCUUUUUCGUUUUCAUUUUCCUCAAUUAUAAUAAUAAAUUAAUAAAUAAUAAUAUAUGCACAUGCUCCGUCUACGCUAAUCAAAUUAUCUGCUGCAUAUGCUUCAGCAACUAAUAAAUUAGUUUGUAGUGGCAGCUUAAACUUCUGAAAUGAUAAGGGAAGAGGAAACUGAUCAGGCAUCAGGCGCAAAUUGGAAGACGUACUUACGGUCAGUGUCGUGGACUGAACGUCCGCCGAGAAAGUCUGCUUCUACGCCAAAAUGGAACAGCAAAGCGCGGGCGUGUUUGCCGCCACUUCAGCCUCUGUCUAUAAUCCGACCAAGCAUCGAGGAAUGGCCCAGAGCUGGGUCCGAUGAUCUUGGCGUGUGGCCAAAUCCUCCUACUCCUGGUGCAAGGUCUGGAUCAGUAACACCCCGUGAAAGUUCAACUUCGGAUCAACCUCCACCACGAGAAUUCGAAUUCAAGAAAGACAAACUUGCCUUUUUCAACAAAGAAUGCUCGAGGAUCUUAGAUCACGUCUAUUUGGGAAGUGAUGCAAUUGCCAAGGAUCGCGAAAUCCUGCGACAGAAUCGGAUCACACACGUGCUCAACUGUGUGGGGUUCGUUUGCCCGGAAUAUUUCAAGAAUGACCUCGUGUACAAGACCCUUUGGCUGCAGGACUGCCCGUCUGAGGAUAUAACGAGUAUUCUCUAUGAUGUUUUCGAUUAUUUUGAGGAUGUUCUUGAACAAGGUGGGCGUGUCUUUGUUCACUGUUGUCAGGGUGUAUCUCGAUCGACCUCGUUGGUUAUCGCAUAUCUUAUGUGGAAGGAGCGGCAAAGCUUCGAUGACGCAUUCCAGCACGUCAAAGCAGCCAGAGGAGUGACGAAUCCAAACGUGGGAUUUGCUUGCCAACUUUUGCAGUGCCAGAAACGAGUGCAUGCUAUGCCUGCAAGCCCAACUUCCGUUCUUAGGAUGUAUCGAAUGGCACCCCACUCUCCAUAUGACCCCCUUCACCUUGUACCAAAAAUGUUGUCUGAACCAGAUGCGGAUAAACUCGACUCUCGUGGAGCAUUCGUUGUUCACAUCCCUUCGGCUUUGUAUGUGUGGACAGGGAAGCAUUGCUCCACAGUGAUGUCUGAUAAUGCCAGGGUAGCUGCCUCCCAAGUUAUUCGUUAUGAAAGAGCACAAGGUCCAGUUGUAAAUGUCAAAGAAGAUGAGGAGACAUUUGAGUUCUGGGAUGCUCUUAGCUGUAAUAGAAGUUCGGUAGAUUGCAGUAAAGUGAAGGCUGAGAAGGAAAAUAGCUUGUCUGAGACCAUUCACCCAUGUCUCGAUCAAAGGAAGCUCGCUGAGUAUGAUAUAGAUUUCGAAAUCUUUCACGGAGCACUUGCUGGUGGGGUCGUACCUCCUUUUCCACUACCAGGAGCAGGAUCCGAGACACGUCUGCCCGCCAGAGAGAAUGGUUGGAAUAAAUUGAGAAAGAAAUUUGUCAACGGUGUUAUGAAAGAAUUCAUCACCUCUUCUAAGUUGAUCCCGAGUGCGUUGAAGAUAUGUGGUGGACUGGAGGCAAAGGCAAUCGAUACUUGUGAUGAAGUUGAAGGCUUUGUCUCGCCUGCUAAUCAUUCGGUGUCUUCAAGUGAUCAAUGCGACUCACCGGAUUCACUUGCUUCGUACGUAAUCUCAAAAGAAGUGGAUCGUGCAGGUCCUUUUCAGGAUACUUCGCUGUCGCAUUCACCGGCGUUCAGUUUAGUGGAUUCAUUUUCUUCUUUUCUCGUCAAUAAACCAAAGUCCAACUCAACAUCGCCGUCACUGUCACCUUCAAACUCCGAUUACUCGAGUUCAUUUACCUUUUCGCCCUCGUCGUCUAACUGGUCCGACAUAUCUUUUGUGUCUGCUCAGCCAUCACCUAGCGGACUUGAAUCGAGUGAUAUUGAUCUUGGUAAGAGUGACCUUCUAGAGGAAAGUGUUGGCUCUGCAGAGGAAUGUACGCAUAGCUAUUUGGCCGAUGAUGAAGUUGUAAGAAGAAGACCAUACAGUGAAAAGAAUUAUGAUAUUACUAAUAAAGAAACUGACCCAACUAACCUAGUAUUGUACCAGUGGCCCUCUAUGCAUAAAUUGGAGAUGCACUGCGGCAUCUUUGACUCGAGAUCUGUGUAUAUUAUACUUAUGCCGGCAGGAAAUAUUGGCGCAGAAGUUGGUGAUGUUUUAUACAUAUGGAUAGGCCGUGAUGUGUCAUCAAAGCGAAGCUAUAGUCAGUUGAUCAGGAAUGACAGCAGAUGCGAAGAUUAUGCAGAGGCAAUCGACCGUAAUAUCCUUGUCGAGAAGGGUUUUAGCGCAGAUGCUCAAAUUAAGAUAGUCAAGGAAGGUGAAGAACCGGUGAAUCUCGUCAAGCUUCUAGCCCCUUACUCGUUAAACAAGGAGUUAGGCAAGCAUCUAUAUGGUGGAAUCUAAGUACAAACGCUCGAGAUAUACGUACAUGAAUUGAAUUUGAGGAUGUUCGAUUUUUGAACUUACGGCCGUAGUAGCUCUAAUGAGUUGCAUUGGCAUCCCAAAAGCAGAGUGCGAGUACACGCGAUUCUGCUUGUGAGAUUGUAAGGAAAAUGAAGAACCCCGUUUUCGAUUGUAGACGAGAGGAACUGUACAGGGAAUAAGUUUCUGUAUAUUGAGGAUAUAGAAAUAUUUUACGAGUAAAAAAAUCCGAAUCAAAUGCUGUGAUAUGUGACUGCAUUUCAAUAUGUUCAUUUAUUUUGGUUCAUCUGUUAUAUAAUUAAUAGCUUCUAUUUCAACUCAAAAUUUUGC